ACAUACAGAUUAGAAAUUAAUGAUGAUAGCGGGUCGAUGAGAGAAACUUUUCUUCAUCUGAACAUCGAAGUGCCGGUGUCCUCAGUGAAUGUGACAGCAAACUGCUUAUCCAUUCCACAAAGGAAAGUGUUCUGUACUGCUGAGGGAGACGAGCUUCAGUACUGGUGGAUUGUGGAAUCGAUGGUUCCACAUGAACUGGACAAAGAGAACCCAACCCUCUGGGUGGAUAAAGACUCCACUGGAAGCUUCACCUGCCAUGUAAAGAAUCACGUCAGCACUGAAAACAAAACCUUUAAUCUACAGCCGUGUCCCGGUUCUCUGUACCAAGAUCCUGCUGUCUGUAAAUUCUCCCCUGAUGAUCAGCAUGUUCCAUGUUAUGCUGCUCUUGGACGACGACUUCACCUGGAUCCUCCUCAGAACCUGCCCAGGAAUUUUCAGUUUACACUAAUGAAGAUCAACAAGCCAUCUGAUCAAAUAAUAUUAGAUUAUAAAACAUACUCAAAGAAGUUAACUGUAAUUGUACAAGGGUGGCAGUUUAAUAUUAAUAAUUAUACAAUAAUAAUAAAUCAUACAGAGAAAAGUGACUCAGCAACAUACAGAUUAGAAAUCACUGAUAAUAACGGGAUGACCAGAGAAACUUCAAUUCAUCUGAACAUUGAAGCGCCGGUGUCCUCGGUGACCGUGACAGAAAACUGCUUAUCCAUUCCACAAAGGAAAGUGUUCUGUACUGCUGAUGGAGACGAGCUUCAGUACUGGUGGACUGUGGAAUUGUCAUUUCCACAUGGACUGGACAAAGAGAACCAAACCCUCCUGCUGGAUAAAAACUCUACUGGAAGCUUCACCUGCCAUGUAAAGAAUCACAUCAGCUCUGAAACCAGAACCUUUAAUCUACAGCCGUGUCCCACAGCGUUUUCGGUGUUUGUGACGGUGUGGAUUUUUCAGAUCAUCGUCCUGCUCUCAUUUAACGUCCUCUAGAUUUAUACCUCAGCUUCACUGUUCAGUGUUUACUGUUGGAGGUGUUUAAUCAUGUUCAUGUAUUCCUGCAUCCUUCUGCUUCUGCUGAUCUUCAUUCAUUAAUACAUCAUGUGAUAACGCUUCUGUAACGUUCAGUGCUGUUUUAAAUAAAACUCAG
Trichomycterus rosablanca is the source of this 1132-nucleotide messenger RNA. RefSeq lists its product as uncharacterized. The record is from RefSeq and is a predicted model, not a curated record. The transcript has 6 exons. NCBI's taxonomy places the organism in Eukaryota, Metazoa, Chordata, Actinopteri, Siluriformes, Trichomycteridae. Bases 37 to 975 code for a protein of 312 amino acids.